AUGGCUACUUUAUGGGACGACCUGGACAGUCUGGUGAAUUCUCCGUCAUCCUUCUCAGUACAAAAUGGAGAGAGAGGAACCGUCAAACCUACGGCAACCUUUGAUGCUAAAGAGGACGCUGUGGCUCUGAGGAAGGCCAUCGAAGGACUCGGCACCACGGAGAAAACUCUGAUUGAUAUUCUGACCCACCGAAGCAGCGCUCAGAGGCAGCUCAUCUGUGACGCUUAUCAAGAAGCUACUGGAAGAACAUUAGUAGAGGACCUGAAAGGCGACACCAACGGUGACUUUGAGGACCUGCUGGUUGCCCUGGUUACUCCUCCCGCUACGUACGACUGCCACGAAGUGAUGCGAGCCAUGAAAGGAUGCGGGACGAAAGACAGCAUCCUGAUUGAAAUCUUCGCCUCCAGAUCCAACGAACAAAUCAAAGCUCUCACUGAAGUCUAUUUGACAGAAACAGAGAAGAAGUUGACCUUUGACCUGAAGACUGAAGUUUCCGGAGACUUUUCCACAGCUCUGCUGCUCCUGGCUGAGGGCAAAAGAGACGAGAGCACCACCGUGGAUUCAGAGAAGGCAAAAGAAGAUGCUAAGACUCUUUACGACGCUGGAGAGAAGAAGUGGGGCACCGACGAGUCCAAGUUCAUCGAGGUCCUCUGUCACAGGAGCGUUCCUCAACUCAGACAAACUCUGGUUGAGUAUAAGAACAUCAGCGGGAAGAGUCUCCAGCAAAGCAUCGAGGGAGAAAUGUCCGGAGAGCUGGAGGAGCUGCUGGUCGCCGUCGUGAAAUGUGUGAAGAGCGUGCCGGCCUACUUUGCAGAACGUCUGUAUGAAAGCAUGAAGGGCGGAGGAACAGAUGAGUCGACUCUGAACCGGAUCAUGGUGAGUCGGUCAGAGAUCGACCUGCUGGACAUCAGAGCCGAGUUCAAGAAGCUCUACAGCUACUCGCUGCACUCCGCCAUCGAGUCGGAUCUGUCAGGAGAACUCGGAGAAUGUGUGAAGGCGAUCUGCGGAGGAGACGACUAA
This is a messenger RNA of Scomber japonicus (chub mackerel), 1020 nucleotides long. It is a transcript of the gene anxa3a, whose product is annotated as annexin A3a. The coding region runs from base 1 to 1020 and encodes 339 amino acids. The record is from RefSeq and is a predicted model, not a curated record. The transcript is spliced from 13 exons. Lineage: Eukaryota; Metazoa; Chordata; Actinopteri; Scombriformes; Scombridae. Gene Ontology annotation, molecular function: phospholipase inhibitor activity; calcium-dependent phospholipid binding; calcium ion binding. Gene Ontology annotation, cellular component: cytoplasm.